This is a messenger RNA of Strigops habroptila (Kakapo), 1049 nucleotides long. Its product is annotated as ice nucleation protein-like. Lineage: Eukaryota; Metazoa; Chordata; Aves; Psittaciformes; Psittacidae. The annotation marks the transcript as partial. The record is from RefSeq and is a predicted model, not a curated record. The transcript has a single exon.
CCAUGACUGCAGGUGGAACCACAGCCAUCACUUCAGACAGCACCACAGCCAUCACUGCAGAUGGAACCAGAGCCAUCGUUGCUGAUGGAACCACGGACAUCACUGCAGACAGCACCACAGCCAUGACUGCAGGUGGAACCACAGCUAUGACUGCAGAUGGAACCACAGCCAUGACUGCAGGCAGCACCACAGCCAUCACUGCAGAUGGAACCGCAGCCAUCACUGCAAAUGGAACCAGAGCCAUCACUGCAGGUGGAACCACAGCCAUGACUUCAGACAGCACCACAGCCAUAACUGCAGACAGCACCACAGCCAUGACUGCAGGUGGAACCACAGCCAUGAGUGCAGAUGGAACCACAGCCAUGACUGCAGGCAGCACCACAGCCAUCACUGCAGAUGGAACCAUAGCCAUGACUGCAGAUGGAACCACAGUCAUGACUGCAGAUGGAACCACAGCCAUGAGUCCAGAUGGAACCAUAGCCAUGACUGCAGAUGGAACCACAGCCAUGACUGCAGACAGCACCACAGCCAUGACUGCAGGUGGAACCAUGGCCAUGAGUGCAGAUGGAACCACAGCCAUGACUGCAGAUGGAACCACAGCCAUGACUGCAGGCAGCACCACAGCCAUCACUGCAGAUGGAACCAUAGCCAUGACUGCAGAUGGAACCACGGUCAUGACUGCAGAUGGGACCACAGCCAUGAGUGCAGAUGGAACCAUAGCCAUGACUGCAGAUGGAACCACAGCCAUGACUGCAGACAGCACCACAGCCAUGACUGCAGGUGGAACCACGGCCAUGACUGCAGAUGGAACCACAGCCAUGACUGCAGAUGGGACCACAGCCAUGAGUGCAGAUGGAACCAUAGCCAUGACUGCAGAUGGAACCACAGCCAUCACUGCAGACAGCGCGACAACCAUCACUGCAGAUGGAACCACAGCCAUCACUUCAGAUGGAACCGCAGCCAUCACUGCAGAUGGGACCACAGCCAUCAUUGCAGACAGCACCACAGCCAUCACUUCAGACAGCACCACAGCCAUCACUGCAGAUGGA